This is a messenger RNA of Polistes canadensis, 2527 nucleotides long. It is a transcript of the gene Alp4, whose product is annotated as alkaline phosphatase 4. Gene Ontology annotation, biological process: dephosphorylation. The transcript is spliced from 8 exons. Lineage: Eukaryota; Metazoa; Arthropoda; Insecta; Hymenoptera; Vespidae. The coding region runs from base 221 to 1864 and encodes 547 amino acids. Gene Ontology annotation, molecular function: alkaline phosphatase activity. The record is from RefSeq and is a predicted model, not a curated record.
GUUCUCUCUACCUCGCGCACAAUCUGCCACGGCCUUUGAAACGCUAUAUAAAGUGACAAACUUCCUCGGUGACUCGGUAUUAGCGUUAACACUGUAUCACGAUACAACCGGCUGUUGCUUUCUCGUUGGUUCUUGGACUCGGUCUACGUGGAGUCACGAACAAUAUCACGAUAACAUCUCAACAAUAUCAAUCAUUUGAAGAGGUUGGUCAAUCAUAAAUAUGAAACGUCUCGUCGGACUAAUUUGUAUGAUACUAGUUAUGAAUCUUCGAGAUUCUACGGCUCUUCGAAUGGGAUCAACGGAUUACGAAGACAUGUCCUUCUGGAUGAAGUCCGGACAAGAGACUCUUCAAAGGAUCUUGGCUCAUCGAGACAUCGAGAAACGUGCGAAAAAUGUGAUCAUAUUUAUCGGCGAUGGAAUGGGCUUUAGCACUAUAACAGCUGGCCGAAUUUGGACAGGACAGUCGAAGGGUUACUCCGGCGAAGAGUACAAACUCGUUUUCGAGGAUUUCCCCAGUACUGGCCUUUCCAAGACAUACAACGUUGAUAUGCAAGUACCAGAUUCAGCAGGCACAGCCACGGCGAUGUUUUCCGGUGUAAAAUGCCGAUAUCGUGUUAUCGGAUACGAUGCUAAUGCACAUUAUAAUCAUUGCGAUAUAGCGAUCAAUCAAUUGAGUAAAUUAACCACAAUCGCCGAUUGGGCUCAGGAAAGUGAUAUGGACACAGGUUUUGUCACUACGACUCGUGUCACUCAUGCGACUCCAGCUGGACUCUAUGCUCACGUGAAUAAUCGUGAUUGGGAAUGCGAUACGGAGAUUCCACAGCAGUACCGAGAAUGCACAAAAGACAUAGCGAGGCAGCUUGUCGAGGAUGCACCAGGAAAUGGUUUGAAGGUGAUAAUGGGCGGAGGAGCUCAACAUAUGGGGAUGACUGGACGAAAGUUCGACAAAGGUACCUGUGUCAGAAACGACGGUAGGAACUUGGCUGAGACCUGGUUGCAAAAUAAUCCCGACGGGAAGCUGGUAACCGAACUUGACGAACUUAUGUCUGUAGACAUUGGAAGUACCAGUAAGAUCAUGGGAAUCUUUGCACCUAGUCACUUGCCUUAUCGCGCAGAAGAGAAUAAGUCAGUUCCGUCCUUAGCUAACAUGACGAUGCAAGCUAUUAGAUUGCUGAGAAAAAAUAAAAAUGGAUUUCUUUUGAUGGUCGAAGGUGGAAAAAUCGACGUAGCGCAUCACCAAAAUUAUGCACAAUUGGCACUUCACGAACUAUCCGAAUUCGAAGAUGCUGUGAGCGUUGCUUUAAAACAAGUCAAACUGGACGAGACUUUGAUAAUAGUUACCGCUGAUCAUUCUCAUUCUUUCACGAUGAAUGGCUAUCCUGAUAGAGGCAACGACAUACUUGGUUUAGCAAAUAACAUAGCUAAUACGGAUAAUCAAAGAUAUGAGACACUUAGCUACGCUAAUGGUCCAGGCUUUUUUUAUCAUCGUCGAAACGACAGUGAAAAUGUUAAUGAUACUUGGAAAAAUUUGGAAGAGGACAGCAAUCGUGAUAAUAUAUUUUACAGGCACAUGGCUGCUCAGUACCUGAAAGACGAUACACAUGGUGGCGAAGACGUUGGAGUUUACGCUAUUGGUCCUUACUCCCAUCUCUUUCGCAGUACAUUCGAACAAAACUAUAUAGCUCAUGUGAUAGCUUACGCGGCUUGUUUUAAAGACUGGCCAUCGCACUGCGAUAGCGCGUACACUCGAUACUUUUAUGAAUUAUCGAACACAAGAGGACGAUCAACGGCAUCUAAUUUUGUUCCUCCUACGUACGCGAUAUUCGUGAUACUUAUUUUAAUGUCAAUUUUGAUGAGGCCUUGAUAAACGAUUAACUCCCUCGCUCAUAGCAAUCAGCACAGAGUACUACAUUUUUCUCCAUUCAAAAUGUAUCAAAGAAUUCACGUAACUAACGUAUUUAUCAUUAUUAUUUAUUUUUAUCAAGAAAUUUAUAUUUAUAUUUUAUUACCAAACUUUGCGAACAUUUUAAAUGGGUUUCCGUCAAAGUUGAAAAUAAACAAUUGUUGUUUGCUCGUCAAAAGGAAAUAAUUGAUUUUUAUUUCAUAUCUGUGACGUAGUUCUUUCAUUGUCGACAGGAGAAAAAUGUUAGACAAUUGUUGAUUCUAUGCUAAAAUUCAUCCAACGAGGCCAAAUAUCAACAUUGUGAUUCUUAUAUUGUUAAUAUAUGUAAUAUUUAUUAAACGGUACUGAUAGUAUUCAACACUUGAAUGUAUUACAUUUUAAAAUAGUUUUAUAGUAUAAGUGGAAACGAGAAAUUUAAUACAUAUUCACUAUGCGAUAUUCACUAUGCGAUACUCACACAUACGUCCACAUGUAUUUAUUGUAAACAUUUUUUACAAAUUGACAAUAUUACAGAAUAAUGGAAAAUCGCCUGAAAUUUUCAAAAUUGCGUCUUAAUUCGUAAUGAUAUUUCCAUACUGUACUAUCUUUAUUUUAUUUCUCCAAAUACAAGUCCUUUUUUUCUCA